AUGGUCUUGCUUGGUUCAAUCCGCCGAAGCCGCAGCCUGGAGUCGCUUCGCAAGGACCUCUUCCAUACGAUCACCCAUACCACUGAAGGAGUCUAUUUCCCCCCUGGCUGCACCCUUCUCCAAAACAAGGAGACUGACAAAGAGGUCAUGGCUGUGCUCUGUCCCCACGAGGAAUUCAAGGCCUCGGAUAAGGGCAUCGCGCACCUGACCAAACUCUUUGUUCAGUGCAACAAAUGGCUUCCAGUCCUUGAGAAGCGUGGUUUCAACAUCUACUGGGCGGUCGUCGCUUUCACAACCUCACAGAUGCAGGGAAUCGACAUGUCGCCCGAGAUGGCCAAGGCGUUGGCCAUGUCUCUCCUCAAGGCCAGACAGCUCUGGAUUCUCCGCCAAGAGAACCCGGAUGCUGCCAAGUCCAACGUCAAGACUCACCUAGCUGCUGGCAUCCAGCGGCUCCUUGAAUGUUUCGAAGAGCGUGCCAAGAAGCCGACUGGAGCGUGUGCUGACGACAAAGAGUGGAAGUUGACUGACAAGCAGAUUAGAGAUGCUUGCAAGGCGCGUAUGGGUCCUGGAAAGCGCGUGUCAAAGGACAGGAUUGCGCUCUCCUUCAAGUCGCCUCACCCGCUUGUUCCCAUUGGACAACUCUCGAGCAUUCCCCAGCUGGAGAACAGCCCUCUCAACCCCUUGGGCAUGCUUGACAGCUCCGUGGAGAAGAUUACACCGGCCGAAGCUGUGCAGGCGCUCCUCUCUCACCCGAUCCGAGAUCUCCUCCACGACGAGCUUCCUGUCAAACAGCAGUCUGCCAGCAAAAGAAUGUCGCAGAGCGCCGUGCUGGGAAGAGUUGCCCGUGACGACGAUGCCCAGAGCAACUCCAGCAAGUCGUCGAGUCUUAUGAACCGUAUGGCGCCAUCUGUGCUUAAGACCAAAUUCAAGUCUACCUGGAUGAAGAGUCCCAUGUAUCGCAAGGACAUGGGCCAGACCAGUACCGAGGCCGCCAGGCGAGCUCAAACCGCAGACGCCUUACCAACUCCCAAGCAUGCGGGCAAGUCCAAUGCCGAGGUCAUCAAGCGAGCCCAAACCGCAGAGGCUUCGCCAACUCCCAAGGCCAAGGCCAAUGCCAAUGCCAGCGCCAACUCUUCGUCCACCAAGAAACGCUUCACGAGCGAGCUGCCUGGUCAUACGGCCAAGAAGCAGGUGGUGGCCAAGGGAACUGCGCGAUCCGUCUCGAUGCCCGUCUCCCACCCGUCUUUGCUCGCUCCGACUCAAGCGGCUCAAGCCUCUCGCUCUGUUUCUCUGCAGGUGAAGAAAGGCUCGAAGAAGUAG
Messenger RNA from Trichoderma citrinoviride, 1320 nucleotides. RefSeq lists its product as hypothetical. The record is from RefSeq and is a predicted model, not a curated record. NCBI's taxonomy places the organism in Eukaryota, Fungi, Ascomycota, Sordariomycetes, Hypocreales, Hypocreaceae. Bases 1 to 1320 code for a protein of 439 amino acids. The transcript has a single exon.